This is a messenger RNA of Rhodofomes roseus, 1122 nucleotides long. Its product is annotated as cyclin-like protein. Gene Ontology annotation, cellular component: nucleus; cyclin-dependent protein kinase holoenzyme complex. Gene Ontology annotation, molecular function: cyclin-dependent protein serine/threonine kinase regulator activity; protein kinase binding. NCBI's taxonomy places the organism in Eukaryota, Fungi, Basidiomycota, Agaricomycetes, Polyporales, Fomitopsidaceae. The record is from RefSeq and is a predicted model, not a curated record. Gene Ontology annotation, biological process: regulation of cyclin-dependent protein serine/threonine kinase activity. The transcript has 2 exons. The coding region runs from base 1 to 1122 and encodes 373 amino acids.
AUGGCCGCUGUCUCUGGUCCCUCUACCGCCCGCCAUCCCUCGCCCUUCCGGAGAGCAAACAAGAUCUCCUCAAGACCGCCCCCGGCGCCGUCGAGCGGUAGUAGUGGGCACAGCGCGCACCACGGAAUCCCCGACCCGUAUUACGGGCACGAAGAGACAGCAAAGCUGUGCGGAAGGUUCGUGACGCAUUUAUUUGCGUGCCCCGACCUUCCGCCGUUAUCCACCGCCAACCCGCCAGCGCCGUCGCCGCCCCUCGCGCUGUUCAUUGCAUACGCCCUGCAUCGAACGCGGCUCCAUACCUCCGUCACUUUCGCCGCCCUCUACCUGCUCCAGCGACUAAAAGCCCGAUUCCCCGCCGCUCGCGGUUCGUCAGGCCACCGCCUAUUCAUCUCCGCCUUCAUGAUCGCCUCUAAAGUUAUCUGCGACGACACCUAUUCUAACAAGUCGUGGAGCAUCGUUGGCCAGGGCAUGUUCGCCCUCCGCGAAGUCAACCAAAUGGAGCGCGAGAUGUGCUCUUACCUGGAGUGGCAGCUCAAUAUCGAGCCGGGAGCGUUGAAGGAGUUCGAGGCGAAGGUACGGAGAGACUUCAAGGGCCAAGGGCCAUACCCAACGUACGUCCUCCCCACCCCAGCGCCGACACCAGUUCCCUCGACGACACCCUACGGUGCCACGUCGACUGCAACGCCAAGCUUCGCCGCACGUCCGUCGACGUCGCCGCCAAAGCCCACCCCCAUGCCCGUCGACACUCCCCCAGCGUACCCCAGUCCGCCGACAAGCCCCGACACGCCCGACACGCCCGAGCAGUCGUACUCGACCUCGACAAGUCCGGCCUCGUCCGCGUCGCCAUCGACGCCACCGGGGUUCGUCGACGCCAACAUCCGUAUCGCCUCGCACAGCACCCAUGGGACGCCACACGCGAUCGAGCAAGACUCCGUCGCCGCCGUCGUGCCGCCGCCACUGCGAAAGCAGACGAGCAAGUCGCUCUCGCGCUCGAACACCCUCGAGUCCAUCCCCACGAAGGAGUCCCCUUCGAUAUCGACGACGUCAACCGACCACUCUUCGACGGCGAAGAAGGCGAAAGGGCAGGACUGGUACGCGCACGCGGUGCCGUGUGUGUGGUAG